AUGUCAGCCGCACAGCUACUCAACCCCAAGGCCGAGUCCCGCCGGCGGGGUGAAGCUCUGAAAGUCAACAUCAGUGCCGGCGAGGGUCUGCAAAAUGUCCUCAAGUCCAACCUCGGUCCGCUGGGUACUAUCAAGAUGCUCGUCGACGGCGCUGGACAGAUCAAGCUCACCAAGGAUGGCAACGUCUUGCUACGAGAGAUGCAAAUCCAGAACCCCACAGCAGUCAUGAUCGCACGAGCCGCCACAGCACAGGACGACAUCUGCGGUGACGGAACAACAUCGGUCGUGCUUCUCGUCGGAGAGCUCCUCAAGCAGGCGGAGAGGUACAUCGCCGAGGGCUUGCACCCCAGAAUCCUUACCGAAGGUUUCGAGAUUGCAAAGGCCGAAUCGCUCAAGUUCCUCGACUCGUUCAAGCUCCCAAAAGAGGUCGACAGAGAGCUGCUGCUGUCCGUGGCCAGAACCUCGCUCGCUACCAAGCUGAACGCAACAUUGGCCGGAGCCCUCACCCCGGACAUCGUCGAUUCCGUCCUUGCCAUAUACGAGGCCCCCGCCAAGCCCGAUCUGCACAUGGUCGAGAUCAUGAAGAUGCAGCACAGAACCGCCGCCGACACACAGCUGAUUCGCGGCUUGGCACUAGACCACGGCCCCCGACACCCCGACAUGCCCAAGCGUGUCGAGAACGCCUUCAUCUUGACCCUGAACGUCAGUCUGGAGUACGAAAAGUCCGAGAUCAACUCGAGUUUCUUCUACUCGAGUGCGGAGCAGCGUGACAAGCUCGUCGAGAGCGAGCGAAGAUUCGUCGAUUCCAAGCUCAAGAAGAUCGUUGACCUGAAGAAGGAGGUUUGCGGAAACGACCCCAAGAAGAGCUUCGUCAUUGUCAAUCAGAAGGGCAUCGAUCCCUUAUCCCUUGAUGUCCUGGCCAAGAACGGCAUUUUCGCCCUGCGAAGAGCAAAGAGGAGAAACAUGGAGCGUCUGCAGCUCAUUUGCGGCGGUAUCGCACAGAACAGUGUCGAGGACUUGUCGCCUGAUAUCCUCGGCUGGGCUGGCUUGGUCUACGAGCAGCAGUUGGGUGAGGAGAAGUACACAUUCAUAGAGGACGUCAAGGAGCCCAAGUCCGUCACUCUCCUCAUCAAGGGGCCCAACCAACACACCAUCACACAGAUUUCGGACGCCGUCAGGGAUGGUCUACGCAGUGUCUACAACAUGAUUGUCGACGGGAGUGUGGUGCCCGGUGCCGGUGCUUUCCAGGUCGCCUGCGCCGCUCAUCUCAAGAGCGACUCUUUCAAGAAGACCGUCAAGGGCAAGGCCAAGUGGGGUGUUGACGCAUUCGCUGACGCCUUGCUGAUCAUUCCCAAGACACUUGCCGCAAACGCCGGUCACGACAUUCAGGAUGCCCUUGCGGCACUCCAGGACGAGCAUGCGGAUGGCAACGUUGUUGGUUUGGACUUGACCACAGGCGAGCCCAUGGAUCCCACCUUGGAGGGUGUUUAUGAUUCCUUCAGAGUACUACGAAAUUGCAUCGCGAGUUCAUCGAGUAUUGCAUCGAACCUACUCCUUUGCGACGAGCUAUUGAAGGCAAGACAAAUGGGACGGCAAGGCGGCCCUGGCCCGGGCAUGGAUGGUCCUGAGGAGAAUAUGUAA
Molecule: messenger RNA, 1641 nt
Organism: Truncatella angustata
Lineage: Eukaryota; Fungi; Ascomycota; Sordariomycetes; Amphisphaeriales; Sporocadaceae
Product: T-complex protein 1 subunit zeta
Exons: 3
Coding region: 1-1641 (546 amino acids)
Biological process (GO): protein folding
Cellular component (GO): chaperonin-containing T-complex
Molecular function (GO): ATP binding; ATP-dependent protein folding chaperone; ATP hydrolysis activity
Source: RefSeq, a predicted model, not a curated record